AUGGCAAUCUUCUGAAUUGUUAUCUUGCUAUUGGAUUUAGCUUUCAGCUUAUGUGAAACUUCUUGCAUGGACGCAUGAAAUUAUGCUUGUGUUGAUUGCUUUCAGAAAGAGCUACUUGAAAAAACUGGAGAUUCUUUCAAAUUUAUAUGCAGCUUAAUAAGAAAUUCUAAUUGUUCUACUCCUGAAUUUGCAGCAAAUCAAGUAUACCAAGGUCUUCUAAUUUCUAUAACUAAAGAGACUCAAGAAAUAUUUAUUGACUUUUCAAAUAUUGACUCAAAUAGUUUCAUUCAAACCAAAGUUGUCUCAAAAAAUUCUGCGCCAAUUGCCUUUGAGAUUUUAAACGAAAAGACCAUAAAAAUUGGUUUGAAAUUGACUAAUAAACAAGAUCAAGUGUUUUACCUAUGAAUUUUUGGAGGAUUUGAAGAAAAUUAUAAAUUUCAAGGUAUUUUAGAAAUUUCAUAUGAUGAAAAUUCAAAAGCAUUAGAAGAAGAUAUUUCAUAUGAGCAAUUCCCAACUCCCAAUAGUGAUGAGUGUAAAAAUUGCAAACCAGCCUGCCCUUCUUUCUUUUGGGAUACGAAUUCUUGCAAACUUCUUCAAGAGAAUAAAAGACUUUUAACGCCAUCCUGCUCUAUUGGCUGCACAUCAUGCGAUUCAAACACUUAUUUAAUCCAAACAGUAUGUUUAGAUUUUUGUCCAACCGGCUUCACAAUUUCUUCUAAUGCCUGUGUAUCAUCAUCACAAUCGUCAUUAAUCUUUGAUGCUUCUUUUACUAAAAUUGAAGGCACAGUCACCGACUCUGUUAGCAGCCUUCAAAUUUUGACUGGGACUUCUUCAGGUUUUUAUCUAAAUUCCGAUUCAAAUGACCCAUAUCCAGCCAAAGACAGAGGCUACUGGUUUGAUGGAAGUUCUUCGUAUAUGACUUUUGUCGACCAAAACCAAGGUUUAACCUCAAGCUCACCAUUAACCGCAGCAGAUAACUCUAAACAGCUAGCAUUUUCUCCACAGUUUGCUUUAGGAAUGUGAAUAAACCCAACAUUGAUUUCAGGAGCCUUAAUUUCUAAGCUAGACGACAACUCUGGGAACAGAUACAUUGAUUUAGGCUUUUCAUCUGGCGCUUUAAAAAUCCAGAUUUACCUCAAAAAUUUUGGGCCAUCUACUUACAUGUGCUAUAUUUGCUUUCUUACAACACAGACUUGAAAUUACAUAGGAUUCAGUUUAGAGGUUUCAUCUGGAUCUAGCGCUAUUAAUUUGUAUAUCAAUGGCGAAAAUAAAUACAAUAAUGACUUGGGAAGUUAUUUCUAUCAAGAUUUAGUUUUAGCAUCUCACUUUUCAAUUGGAGUAAAGCUUGAUUCAUCAGGAACUCCUGACUCUUCCACUUAUUUCCAAGGCUUUAUUUAUGAGAUUAAAGCUUGGAAAACCAAUUAUGAUUUAAAUAGUGAGGUUUCAAACUCAUGCUCGGGCUGUUAUUGUCCUUCAUCUACCAAUCAAUGUAUAGUAAACUGCCCAAUUACUCAAUACUAUGAUGGGUCAGCCUGCACUAAUUGUGAUGCGUCAUUAACUCAUGGUUGUGUUAGAUCUGAAUCUGUAUAUAAUUUGUGUGAUAGCGAAUUAUGCUUAGAUUGCACUGGUUUUACGAGUGAUGCCUGCACUCAAUGCAUUUCAAGUGCUCAAUCAAUCUCAGCUUAUAAUCCAUGCAGAUGUGCUAGUGGGAAAGGAUAUUCAAGUACUACAAAUGACUGCCAAGCAUGCAACUCUAUAUGCUCUGAGUGCUCAACUACUGAUAUUGCAGGCUGUACCUCUUGCCUUGCAGACACUUCUAAUCCUAGCAGUUAUUAUUACAUGGCCCAGAGUGUUUGCAUACACUCAUGCCCUACUGGUUUUUCUCAAAUUGGCUCUACCAAUGCCUGUAGCACUACAAAUAAAUUGAUUUUCGAUGCUCUUUUUACCAAAAUUCAAGGGACUGUAGUAGAUUCUGUAAGUGGACUUAAAAUUUUGGCUGGCUCGACGUCUCAGUUUUAUCCAGAACUUGAAUCUGAUGACCCAAUUCCUGUCAGAUAUAGAGGGUAUUAUUUUGAUGGGACUGCUUCAAAAAUGUCAUUUGUUACGCCUGUUGGUCAGAACAGUGGAGAUACUUAUGCAGAUGUUGAUAAUAGCAAGCAGCUCACCUUUAGUCCUCAGUUUUCGAUAGGAAUGUGGAUAAACCCAAAGUCCCUCUCAUCUUCUUCCACAACUCCUCUUCUACAUAAAGCUGAUGCUAAUGGAAUAGUUUAUUUAUAUGCAAAUAUUAAUGGCUAUAAUCCUAAAAUUGUGCUUUGAAUCCAAGGGCAGAACUCAUUUACUCAUUCUUGCGAUUAUUCUAUACUUAUGCAGACUAGUUAUAAUAAUAAAUAAAUAUUCAAAUAGGGAAUGCAAUUCAUAUGUAGAGACUGUAUAAGAACAGGGCAAUGAAAUUAUUAUGGAUUCGCUGUAGGGUUUUCCAAUAAGCAUAGUAGCAUUAUCUGCUAUAUAAAUGGGCAAGCUGACUCUGCACCAGAAGAUAUAGGUGUUGGCUUUUUCGGAGACGUAGUCCUAGACUAUUACUUUUAUCUUGGCUAUGAUGGAAGCUCAGCAUAUUUUAAUGGACUUGUCUACGGAUUAAAGGCGUGGAAUUACUUUCUAUUAAUUUUUAUUUAAAUCACAGUGCCUCAAGAGUUUAAAAGCCUUAUGAGCCCAACUAGUGAUGUCAACGAUUCAGAUGGAAAAAUAGCUUUAAGUAAAUUGCCCCAUGCCUAGCAAAUGGCGCUACAGCCGAACCAGCCAACUAGAGCGGCACCUUGUCAAUCAACUUCUGCACAAGUUCCACCUAAGAGUCACCUUCCUUUGGAUACGCUGAGCGAAAAACAUCGACCUCCUCAUUUAACUUGGAGCAGUCUCUAACCCUAUGCGACUAGUAUUAAACUGCUUUUACUAUGUAGAAAUUAUUUGAAAAAAAAACCAAACCCAUAAAUAAAAUUGCUUAAAUAUCAUUGUUUUACUAAAAUGCCUAAUCAAUCUGAUACUGUAUACGGCUAGCGCGCUGGACUAUAUUUUUUUUAAUCGGUAUAAUAAAUUUCUAUACCCUAGCAGAAUGCCGACUAGAAAAAUAUGAUCCAAUGCACUUGCAUUAAAUAUUAUAAGUCUGAAUAAGCUCAUCAAAAUCAUAAGGGAGAAUUGCCAUUUUCGUUUUGUAAUUUUCAAAAAAAUUGGCAAGUAUACUUCUCAUAAAACCUCUUAGUUCCCCUGUUCAUUCGAGAGGACAUUUUUACGUCCUACUUAGGCAUUUCCUUAACUGCUCAAGGAACUCAGGCUUGUGCAAUGCAAUAUUCAACUGUCUAAAGCCCAUUAGAGGUGGUAUAUUUACCAAAUCCUCGAUGAAUCUCUCUCUUGCCUCUCUCUAUAUAUUGCACUAACCUCUAUUAGGUGGGCGUCAUUAUUGACUGCUCCAAGGUAGAGCAGUCAUGAUUGUCUGUCAGUCUUCGCAUAUAGAUGCUGGCAGUACUCAUGUUAAAGCCAGCUCUCUAUCUGUGUAUAGCUCUGAUUAUGUGCGAAUAUAAUCUCCGGCCGAUUGCCGUUUAUUUAUAUAGUAUGAAAUUACAAAUUAGAUUUAACAACUGAAGUUUCAACAAUCUCUCAAGGAAUGUCAGGAAAUCAGUAUUGCAUUAAAUCCACAAACUAUUGCAUUUCGAAUGUUAUAUGAUUUGAUUAUAUUGAUUCAAAUGGUAAUGAAUAUCCAUGUCCAAGCCAAUGCUUUACCUCAACAACUUACACUGGAUGUGUUAGAGGCACUGACUGCAAUUUGUGUGACGAUCCUUUAUGCUACUAUUGCAGUGAUUAUGUUGCUGGCACUUGUAGUGGCUGUAUAACUAAUGCUGGAAUAGGCAGUUCCGGGACCUGUGAAUGUAAUGAUGGGUCUUAUUAUGAAAAUUCAUCUUCAUCGUGCAAAUCUUGUUUUAGCUAUUGCUCGAAGUGCAGCACUUCUUAUAAUGGAGAUUGCUCUGCUUGUGGAUUUGGAUAUUAUAUGAAUCCUGAAACUGGGUUAUGCCUAGACACAUGCCCUAUAGGGUAUAGCGAAUCUGCAUCGGCAUGUGUAAAGCAAAAUGCAAAAGAUUUGCAGAUCCAUUAUGUGUUUAAUAAGCUGACUAAUGAAAUACUUGACUUAGUGUAUGGCUAUAAAGCUUUUAUGGGUUCUACGACGGGUUUAUGGGAUACUGACGCUAAUAACCCAGUUACCGUCUAUUAAUAAAGUGAAUUUUUUUAUAGCCUUUUUCACAUGCCGAUUUUUUAUCUACUCAUAUAGUCUUCUUUUCAAAUAUUUUGCAUACAAAGAAAAUUUGCAUUUAAAUCGCUUAUAAAAAUUAUGUUGUGCAUUAUAUCAGCUAGGCCUUUAUUUCUCAGGGAGUCAAUAUGUGUCUUUACCUCCUAAUUCAGCUGAUUCAAGAAAGAUUAUUAUUGGCAACACUCAGACUAUUCUAGCAUGGGUAAGGCCUAUAUCCAACUCAUAUAUUUUUUCUAAAGAAUAUAGAGGAGUACUAUUUUCUUUAAGCCUCAAUUCUAACUCUUAUAUCUUUGUAAGCUAUGAAGUAUAUGACGAUACUACUAAUUCUGCAAAUGCAUUGACAUUGCAAAGUUCAGUUCAAGUGAACUCUGGACAAUGAUAUAAUAUCGGCCUGCAAGUCCAAAGAGCUAGUUAUGACAUUGAGAUUUCACUCUAUAUUGAUGGAAAUCUUGAUAAUCAGCAAUCCUAUUCCCAUUGCUUUGUUCGAGAUACCUCAUCUACUUUUACAAUUGGGGCAUCUCUAACGGCUAGUGACUAUUUUACAGGAUUUAUAUAUGAAUUUAUGAUAUACAGCUCUUUAAUUUCUAUCUCUCAGCCUUCUACAUCAUGUGGAUGUUCUGCAUGCCCAAGUGAUGGAACCUGCUUAUCUUCGUGCUCACAAUUGCAAUUUUACUCGUCAGGAAGCUGCAUUAAUUGCGAUGCAGCCUGCACCUAUGGAUGUGUCAGAAAUGGAAACUGCAGACUUAAUUUAUACUAAUUCCAUAUGAAUACCUACUAAAGCGAAUUAAAAAACUCAUUCUUAAUAAAAGUCUUAAUUAAAAAGCCUUGCACAUCGAAGCUUGUAUUUUUAUCUAUAUUUUUGUUUUCUAUUUGCCUGGCCCAUAAAAAGAUUAAUCACAACUUCGCGUCUACCAAAACUUCUUAGUACGCUAUUCAUAAGGAAUUAGUAUAGAUGAAUUAUGCUCAACUGCAACUGGAUUUCAAGCAAGCGAAUGCUCAAGUUGUGUUGAUUUAGCUUCAUCAGCAAAUAAUAAAUGCACUUGCAAAGAACAUUCUCAGUAUAACCAAGCAGAUGGCCAAUGUGUAUGUGUAAGUGAAUAUUUUGAAGCUGAUAAUCAGUGCUACCCCUGCAUAUAUAACUUCCAGCAGGGAGAUGUGAACUCUUAUUUUUCUGAAAAUUAUUUAUCAAUUAUUUAUGAGAUGAAAUACUCAGUUUCUUAUUCAGUCUCAAACACAUGUGAUUCCUUAUUUGAUGCUAUUUCAAUAAGAAAUUUAGGUAAAAAUCCAAUAUGCAAUUGGAGCUCUGAUAUGAAAACUCUGACUUUAGCCCUUGGAGUUAACUCUACGGUUCUUCCAGCUAGCAGCGUAACGUUUAAAGGCGGAGCGCUACAUACCGACUGGGAUAUAUGUGGAUUUCCGCCUUACGCAUUAUCAGUAUCGAUUGCUUCAAAAUAUCCAAUGCCUAUAAUAAAGCCGACAGCCAAGCUAAGUCUCCCAUAUCAGCUAUAUAUUCAAUGUGAUGAUCUUCUUAUAGAUGGCUCUUUAUCAACAGGCAGCUAUUACCGACCAUUUACCUACAGUUGGUCUUUUUCCUCAUCUCCUUCAAUUUCAUCUUUAAACGAAAAAACUUCCUAUACCACUUCUACAAGCUCUAUUACAGUAAGUCGCUAUUCCUUAUCAGCUUCAAAAGUGACCAUUAAUCUUACAAUUACCAAUUGGCUCGGAUAUUCUUCAUCAGUAUCAAAAAAAGUAAAAUUAAUUGACGAUAUAGGUCUUUUAGUUAUGUAUGACCAAUAUAUAAGCACCACAUUAACGACGAGUGAAAGCAAAUCAAUUACGAUACAAGCAGGUGGAAAUUGUUAUAAUAAUGAUACUUUAUAUUAUUCGUGAAAAAUUGAAGAGAUGGUUGGAGAUUAUGUAAGAGUAAAUGAAAAUAAGCUUUGGGGGGCACAAACAUUACCGACAAUUUUAUAUAUUCCAAGCUCAAUCUUUAGUAUAGGGACUUAUACGUUUGGAGUAGAAAUAAAUAACAGUAAAAAGACGUUGCCAGGGGCUACACAGAUUGUAUUGGAUUUUUCGCCAUCAGAUUUAAUAGUUUCUGUCACAAAUACCCAAAUAGCCCUUUAUUAUACAAACAGCUUAUCAAUCCCAGUAUCUGUUACAGACCCAGAUCAGAUUCCUGGUGACUAUUCCUUUAUAUGAUCCUGCACCGUAAAUGGUAACAAUGUUUCCAAUAUUAUUCCCGAAAGAUAUUCACAAAUUCUUUAUGUCCCAGAAAACACGUUCCACGUAAGCUCAGCAUAUAUUUUUUCCGUUUCUGUAUCAAAAUUAUCAAGAACUUCUACCCAGACGAUUUAUGUUUAUACGAAAACUAGAGAAUUUCCUACUGUAAGCUUUUCUGAUAUUCCUCAAUAUGUAAAUACAAAGAAAUCUUUUGUGCUGUGAGCACUACCUGAAAUUUCUGAAAGCUAUAUAAGCUAUUGGACAAUAAAAAGUGGGUAUACAUAUAUACUAACCGGGGACCGAAAUUCGAAUUCUAUAGGAUUUAAGGCAGGAUCAUUAAUGCCUGGGGCAACUUAUUUGUUAACAUACACUUUGUCAUGCUCAACGGGGCUUUAUGAGUAUCCUUUAUCAUUUGCGACUGAUAAUCCACCCACAGGUGGAUAUGUAUCAGUAAGCCCAAGCUAUGGUACUGAGUUCAGCACUAUUUUUUAUUUAUCAGCAGAAAAUUGAUAUGCUCCUUACUCUUCCUCAAUAACUUAUCAUUUUGGAUAUAUUUUAAAUGGGCAAGAAGUUUCAUUGAAUUUCAGAAAUGAAUCAUCCUAUUUAUAUAUACCUUUGUAAUUAAAAUUAUAAUUUUUACAUCUAUUCCUUUUCCAUAUUUUAUUAUUAAUUUUACCUAUAAAUUCAAUUCAAAAGAAUAUACUUUUCUUCCAAGUGCAAAAAGCUUAGAAAUUUUCGUAAAAGUCUAUGAUAGCUACGGUAGCUAUGGAACUUCUAGUACAUUUAUAACCAUUGACUCAUACCCAUCAUUAUAUACAACUGAUUUAUUAAGCAUUCUUCAAUCCUCAUACAAUGAGUCGAAUCCUAAACUAUUUUCUAAGUUGAACUAUGUGAAUAAUAUAAAUAACUAUUUAAUCCCCAAUCCUAACAGAAAUUCUACAACAGUUCAAGACGCAAUUGGGACAAACCUAAAAUUAAUAAGCCAAAUUAUAGAAGUUUCUUAUGUUUGGCGCUGUAAGGCCGAUAAAUUCUGAUCGGAAUUUAUCGGUUGGUUGCACCAAAUCAAUGCCUUGGUCGGACCAAAAAGCGAUUUGGUCCGACGAACUUGGAAAGCUCCUGGGAAAAUGUCUGCGCUUUCAGCGCUAUAUAGAGGUUUCCUCUAUAUAUCAGAAGUCCCUGAAAUGGACAAUCAAAAUCUCGAAACUAUAAUCCAAUCGCUAGAAGCCACCACAAGGCCAAAUAGCACUCUAAUAAACGAUGAAAACCGAGAUAACGUUUUUGCUUUGGCAACAAAUAUUUUAAACACCGCUAAAAGUAAUAAUAUUUCUAUUAGCAGUGGAAGUGCAGGAUCUUUGAUUAAUGCAAUCGGCCAAGCUUCACAUAUGGCAGAGACCACCGCAUCAAGCAAACCUUCAUUAUUAUCCCAAACAAAUCAAGCAGUAAUCGACAUUAUAACUUCAUAUAGUUCAUCAAUGGCAAUUGGAGAAACUGCUACAAAUGAUGCUCAGUUUAUUCAUGCAACAUCAAAAUUGGUAUCAGCAAGCUCUCUGUCUUCAGGCUAUAAAUCUCCUUCAAAUUCCUCUUAUAUAGGAAAUGUUUCUUUACCAGCGAAUUCAAGUAUUUCUCUUUCUAGCAACUCUGUCUCGAUUUUGUAUAUUUUUAUCAUAUAUGACCAUACCAAAUCUGAUGACUCUACUUAUAACCGAGGUGUUGAAUUUAAAAUGAUAGCACAUUCUAAUGCUGGAAAUUUUACAAUAAAUGUGAAUAUUGCUCCUAAUUAUAUUGAUUUAUAUAUCCCUUAUUAUAUUAAUACUCUGACCACAAAGCCUGUACAAUGCGUUUUUUAUGACAAUACUUCAUGGUCUGAUAAUGGCUGUGUUUUUGUUUCUUAUGAUAAUUUUACCGUUCAUUGCCAAUGCACACAUACUUCACUAUUUUCUGCAGGUGUAGACUUACUCCCCCCCCCCCCCCCCCCGUGAGCGAACAAAAAAAUUUUGUUCACUCACGGAGGGGGGUUUAAUUUUUUUUUUUAAAAAAAAUUUAUAUAUAAAUUUUAUAAAAAAUAUUUUUUUUCGAAAUUUAAAAAAAUCCUAAUUUGCAAAAAUUGGGAAGCAAAUAUUAAUUUAAUUUGCAAAAUUUAUGUUUUAAAACGCAAUUUGUUUAAAAUUAAACAGAAUUAGCUCUAGAUUUCAUUAUACUAAAUUAUCACUUAUAUAUCAAAAUUUUUUUUCCAUUAAAAUUUUUUCUAUUAAAAAAAAAUUUUUGUUCACUCACGGAGGGUGGGUUUUUGGUCAAAAAAAUGGCGAUUUUUCUAAUGGUUUUGUUCGCUCACGGAGGGGGGGGGGGGAGUUAGUUCCAUAUCAUUCGUCUUCUUCACAUGGCUCUACACAGAGUGCGAAUAUGAGAAUGUAUAUUGUCUUUUAUUAUGUGUGUGGGUUGUUUAUUUUAUAUAUUACUCCCUUCUUGAAAUUGGAAUAAUUAUAGUUCAAAUUUUUUUUAGUAAAUAAACCCACCGUUUAAAUUUUAUUUAUAGAUAAAAUUGAGAUCCAUUUUAAUAAUCCCAAAACUUAAAGGGAAGUGCAAUAGAGUAUUAUUAUAAACAAAGUUAGCAAUUUAAAUUGAUAUUUUUAUAAAUUAAUUUUUUAUUACUUUAAAUUGGAACAGAUUUUUUUGUUCUAAUACAUAGGGAGAGUUACUAUUAUCACUAUAUCAAGGAUUAUUGAUAAUAAAGAAUGAAAAAUCUUUACAAAUAUCGUGUCAAGCAAAGUCAAAUUUAUGAGUACCACAUCCAUUGCUCCAGAGAAUAUGGAUUUUACAUUUGUCAAGGUAAAUUAUGACGAGAUUCCACCAUCUAUGCCUAUUGUAGAAGAAAAAAAUAAUAAUCAAGAUAAACAAGAAGUAUCUAAAGAGUCAGAAGCAAGUGUAAAAAGCCACAGACUAUUUGUUACUAGAGAAUCAGUUGACAAAGGCUUAGAGCAUCCUAUUCCACUGUAUCCUCCACUUGACGAGCUGCUUGAAAAUCGAGAAAUAAUUAAUGAUCUUGACACAGGAAAUCUAAAAGAAGAAAUUCCGCAAAAACAUAUAAAUACAAGUAUGAGCGAAACAUGCAUAAAAUUAGUCACCCAAGAAACCGAAAGAUAUAGGAAUACACAAGAAGACGCUGACAUAGAAAACGGUGCUCUAAAUCCAUGGAAAUAUCACUUUUAUAUAUCCCCAUUUUUUAUUUACCUUGUAAAUCUUUCAAGAUCUGCAAGAUUUUCUGUUGUUUUUUUCAAUAUGAUGCUGCAAGCUUUUAUUUUGGGAAUUUUUAUAGAUUUCUAUGGGGAUGGGGUGAGUUCAACUGGGAAUUAUGAAUUUGCCAGUAUUAAAGUGGGGGAUACCCAAAUAGUUUUUGCUUGUGCAGCACCUGUAGGAUGCAAUAUUUUAGCUACUUGUAUAGGAUGAAUUUUUCAAAGCGGAAGAAUAAGGCCUGCUGCUGAUUUAGUAAAAACGACUAGAAAAGAAGAAUUGAUGAUUUUUAUAGCAUAUACGAUUUGUAUUGCGGCAAUUGCACUGAAUGUUGUAGCUUGCUAUUUAAUUUCAGAUGAUAUUGAUGACAGUUCAUCGAUGGUAUGGAUGGCUAUGGUGCUUAUUUCAUUGGGAUUUGAUAUCAUUAUUAUUCAAGGCUUAAAGGUACUAGUGGCUGUCAUAAUAAAAGUUAUUAGCAAGACAAUAAUUUAA
Molecule: messenger RNA, 10237 nt
Organism: Blepharisma stoltei
Lineage: Eukaryota; Ciliophora; Heterotrichea; Heterotrichida; Blepharismidae
Source: the annotation of a GenBank genome assembly